Messenger RNA from Corylus avellana, 2964 nucleotides. Lineage: Eukaryota; Viridiplantae; Streptophyta; Magnoliopsida; Fagales; Betulaceae. The record is from RefSeq and is a predicted model, not a curated record.
GAUACGAUCUCUGAGUCCCUCAGCUAUAAAUAGGGCACAUAACGCUUGCAACCCUUACGCACUCACAUUCUGCCUCCCUCUGCCCUUCCUCUUCCUGGGUCUUAGGUUUUCCUCUCUCUCAGCCGCCUCAUACUCUUAAGCUAGUUUUGUGAUUUAGAAUGGGUAAAGAGAAGGUUCACAUCAACAUCGUCGUCAUCGGCCAUGUCGACUCCGGCAAGUCGACCACCACCGGCCACUUGAUCUACAAGCUUGGAGGAAUCGACAAGCGUGUGAUCGAGAGGUUCGAGAAGGAGGCCGCUGAGAUGAACAAGAGGUCAUUCAAGUACGCCUGGGUGCUCGACAAGCUCAAGGCCGAGCGUGAGCGUGGUAUCACCAUCGAUAUUGCCUUGUGGAAGUUUGAGACCACCAAGUACUACUGCACUGUCAUCGAUGCUCCCGGACAUCGUGACUUUAUUAAGAACAUGAUUACUGGGACUUCACAGGCCGACUGUGCUGUCCUUAUCAUUGAUUCCACCACUGGUGGUUUUGAAGCUGGAAUCUCGAAGGACGGCCAGACCCGUGAGCAUGCUCUCCUUGCCUUUACCCUUGGUGUCAAGCAGAUGAUCUGUUGCUGCAACAAGAUGGAUGCAACUACCCCUAAAUACUCCAAGGCGAGGUAUGAUGAAAUUGUGAAGGAAGUUUCUUCCUACCUGAAGAAGGUUGGUUACAACCCUGACAAAAUCCCAUUUGUUCCUAUCUCUGGUUUCGAGGGUGACAACAUGAUUGAGAGGUCAACCAACCUUGACUGGUACAAGGGCCCAACUCUCCUUGAUGCUCUUGACCUGAUCUCUGAACCCAAGAGGCCCUCAGACAAGCCUCUCCGUCUCCCUCUUCAGGAUGUUUACAAGAUUGGUGGUAUUGGAACUGUCCCAGUUGGUCGUGUUGAGACCGGUGUCAUCAAGCCUGGUAUGGUUGUUACCUUUGGCCCAACUGGACUAACCACUGAAGUUAAGUCUGUUGAGAUGCACCACGAGGCUCUUCUGGAGGCUUUGCCUGGUGACAAUGUUGGCUUCAACGUCAAGAAUGUUGCUGUGAAGGAUCUCAAGCGUGGUUUUGUUGCAUCCAACUCAAAGGAUGACCCUGCCAGGGAAGCUGCUAACUUCACAUCUCAGGUCAUUAUCAUGAACCACCCUGGUCAGAUUGGAAAUGGUUAUGCCCCAGUUCUCGACUGCCACACCUGCCACAUUGCUGUCAAGUUUGCUGAACUUGUCACCAAGAUUGACAGGCGUUCUGGUAAGGAGCUCGAGAAGGAGCCCAAGUUUUUGAAGAACGGUGAUGCAGGGAUUAUCAAGAUGAUUCCCACCAAGCCCAUGGUUGUUGAGACUUUCUCUGAGUACCCACCUCUUGGUCGCUUUGCUGUCAGGGAUAUGCGCCAGACUGUUGCUGUUGGUGUUAUCAAGGGUGUUGAGAAGAAGGAUCCCUCUGGUGCUAAAGUCACCAAAUCUGCUGCCAAGAAGAAGACGGUUUUGUCUCUAGUUUUAUUUCUAUUGGCUUUACGUGUUCCUCCUUGUCUGGUCGUCGCACCCAGAACUGGGUGCUGGACAGGCGGUGGUAACACAUUGCCAGUAAUGGGUAAAGAGAAGGUUCACAUCAACAUCGUGGUCAUCGGCCAUGUCGACUCUGGCAAGUCGACCACCACAGGACACUUGAUCUACAAGCUCGGUGGAAUCGACAAGCGUGUGAUCGAGAGGUUCGAGAAGGAAGCCGCUGAAAUGAACAAGAGGUCAUUCAAGUACGCCUGGGUGCUCGACAAGCUCAAGGCUGAGCGUGAGCGUGGUAUCACCAUCGAUAUUGCCUUGUGGAAGUUCGAGACCACCAAGUACUACUGCACUGUCAUCGAUGCUCCCGGACAUCGUGACUUUAUCAAGAACAUGAUUACUGGGACUUCACAGGCCGACUGUGCCGUCCUUAUCAUUGAUUCCACCACUGGUGGUUUUGAAGCUGGAAUCUCCAAGGACGGCCAGACCCGUGAGCAUGCUCUCCUUGCCUUUACCCUUGGUGUCAGGCAGAUGAUCUGUUGCUGCAACAAGAUGGAUGCAACUACCCCUAAAUACUCCAAGGCGAGGUAUGAUGAAAUUGUGAAGGAAGUUUCUUCCUACCUGAAGAAGGUUGGUUACAACCCUGACAAAAUCCCAUUUGUUCCUAUCUCUGGUUUCGAGGGUGACAACAUGAUUGAGAGGUCCACCAACCUUGACUGGUACAAGGGCCCAACCCUCCUUGAUGCUCUUGACCUGCUCUCUGAGCCCAAGAGGCCCUCAGACAAGCCUCUCCGUCUCCCUCUUCAGGAUGUUUACAAGAUUGGUGGUAUUGGAACUGUUCCAGUUGGUCGUGUUGAGACCGGUGUCAUCAAGCCUGGUAUGGUUGUCACCUUUGGCCCAACUGGACUAACCACUGAAGUUAAGUCUGUUGAGAUGCACCACGAGGCUCUUCUGGAGGCUUUGCCAGGUGACAAUGUUGGCUUCAACGUCAAGAAUGUUGCUGUGAAGGAUCUCAAGCGUGGUUUUGUUGCAUCCAACUCAAAGGAUGACCCUGCCAGGGAAGCUGCUAACUUCACUGCUCAGGUCAUUAUCAUGAACCACCCUGGUCAGAUUGGAAAUGGUUAUGCCCCAGUUCUCGACUGCCACACCUGCCACAUUGCUGUCAAGUUUGCUGAACUUGUCACUAAGAUUGACAGGCGGUCUGGUAAGGAGCUCGAGAAGGAGCCCAAGUUUUUGAAGAACGGUGAUGCGGGGAUUAUCAAGAUGAUUCCCACCAAGCCCAUGGUUGUUGAGACUUUCUCCGAGUACCCACCUCUUGGUCGCUUUGCUGUUAGGGACAUGCGCCAGACUGUUGCUGUUGGUGUUAUCAAGGGUGUUGAGAAGAAGGAUCCCUCUGGUGCUAAGGUUACCAAAUCUGCUGCCAAGAAGAAGUGAAAAAGUAAAUGUU